Messenger RNA from Glycine soja, 2107 nucleotides. RefSeq names its product transcription factor bHLH82-like. Gene Ontology annotation, biological process: regulation of transcription by RNA polymerase II. NCBI's taxonomy places the organism in Eukaryota, Viridiplantae, Streptophyta, Magnoliopsida, Fabales, Fabaceae. Gene Ontology annotation, molecular function: DNA-binding transcription factor activity, RNA polymerase II-specific; RNA polymerase II cis-regulatory region sequence-specific DNA binding; protein dimerization activity. The record is from RefSeq and is a predicted model, not a curated record. Gene Ontology annotation, cellular component: nucleus. The transcript is spliced from 7 exons. The coding region runs from base 238 to 1665 and encodes 475 amino acids.
ACUUAAAAAUAGAGUUCCAUCAUACACACUUGCACAAAAACAAAACUCGCUUCCCAAUUCCGAUCCUCAAGGCCGAACCCGAAAACUUCUCAUACCACAAUGCUCUUUCCGUUGUUUCCACUUCCUCUCCCACUCUGAGUCAGUUCCCAUUUAAAAACAAAGACUCCCUCUAACCCUUGUCCUCAUCAUCAUCAUCGCAUUUUUCACUCUUUCGUAAUUUUACAUUGAUAUAUAAUUAUGCAACCCUGUAGCAGAGAAAUGCAAGGCCUCAACUCCCUCUUAAACUCUUCCUCCCAAAUCUCCCUCCAAGACCUUCAAAAUCACACCACUAACCAGAUCCAAAAUUCACACAUGAACCACCAACACCAACUUGCUCACUUUGAUUCAACUUCUCACGACGACUUUCUCGAACAAAUGCUCUCUUCCUGCUCUUGGACAGACCUCAACCCAAACAAGCCCUUAUUAUGGGACCCUAACACCCUCAACGACAUCAAGCCCCCCGACGAAACGACGCCGUCCAACAACAACAACGACGCUACUACUAAUGUCGCAGCUUUUUCCUCCUUCGAUGAGCACUCCACCUUAGCCUCCAAGUUCCGCAACCACCAGAUCAGCUCCAAUAACAACGCGCCCAAAAACGCCGCGGCGGCGGCUCUCAUGCUCCAACACCAACUCCUCAGAGACUCUGGUCUUCUCAACAUGCCUCUUUCCUUGCCCGGAAACGACGUCGUGGUUGACGCUUCUACCUUCGAAUCCCCCAAUCCGAGUGGUAAAGCUUCAGUCCAAACUCUCUACAACGGGUUCGCCGGAUCUCUGCAUGGCGUAGGCCAAUCCUCGAACCAGACUCAACAUUUUCAACACCCUCAGGGAAGUUCGAAUCCGAUGCAAGGGCAAAAUUUUGGGGCGGUGCCAGCUGGUGGUGGUAGCGCGACGAAUCAGGCUCCAGCGAGUGGCGCUGCCGCGGGUGGCGCGCCGGCUCAGCCGAGGCAGAGGGUUCGAGCGAGGAGAGGUCAAGCCACGGACCCACACAGCAUCGCUGAAAGGUUACGUAGGGAGAGAAUCGCCGAGAGAAUGAAGGCCCUACAAGAACUGGUUCCCAAUGCCAACAAGACAGACAAGGCAUCCAUGCUAGAUGAGAUCAUCGAUUACGUGAAGUUCCUGCAGCUCCAAGUCAAGGUUCUGAGCAUGAGCAGAUUGGGCGGUGCUGCUGCUGUCGCUCCCCUUGUUGCUGAUAUGUCCUCUGAGGGAGGCGGAGACUGCAUUCAAGCCAACGGCAAGAGUAACGGCGGUGGGGCCCAGGCUUCAACCACCAACACCAACACCAACCAAACGACAGCGACAACAACCUCAAACGAUAGCCUAACGAUGACGGAGCACCAGGUCGCGAAACUAAUGGAAGAAGACAUGGGUUCGGCUAUGCAGUAUCUUCAAGGAAAAGGUCUUUGCCUCAUGCCAAUUUCACUUGCCACUGCAAUCUCCACUGCCACGUGUCCCACCAGGAACGUUAACGUUAACCCCUUGAUCAACGCCGCCGCCGGAGCCACCCAUUUUCCGACCGCAGCCAACCCCGCCGGCGAAGGGCCGUCGUCUCCGAGCAUGUCCGUACUGACGGUGCAGUCCGCCAUCGCAGGCAACGACGGCGCCGCCUCCGUUUCGAAGCCGUGAUGACGGUGUUUGAGUGACUUUAUAGGAAAAAGAAGAAAAAAACAAAGUGAACAAAGGACAGAAAAUGACGUGUGUUUUUUUUUCUUAAAAAAAAAGGAGCCGUUAAAGUCUACGAAAAUAAGGCGUCAGGGAUACGGAGGACUCGACGACGCCGUAUUUACCUAGACUUUGUUUGGCUGAUGCUAACUUUCAACCAACCAAUUACAAACUCCACCAUGCCAAUUACCUACUUCUUCGUCUUCUUUUUCUUUAUUAUUAUUGUUAAUUGUUAACUGUCGCUUUGGGUUUCUUCUGUUCAUUGUUUUUAAAAAUCUGUAGUGGAAUUUCUCUUUUUGGUGUUUCAUUUCCGUCUAAACAAGUUAAUCUUUGUACUGGCUAGCGUUUACGUUUUUUUUCUAUGCGUUCUAUUCACUUACAACUGUUACUAUGAAGCCUUAAAUUA